CCAUGAAAGUGUAUUAUAACGGUUUCAACCUGCAUCGCCAAUUUCCCAACACUCAAAACAUUGUGAAAAACUUUAUCGAUCAUGUUUAUAACGAUUUAGAAGAAAUUGAGGUUAGCUACCACUACAUUGUAUUACUGGUUGCCGGCAUCGUGGUUGUUAGAGGCGCCAUAAACAAAACCGUCCCUUUUGAACCGAAAAUUUUACGAAUUUGUUGCGACGAAGACAAAGUUGUUGUAUUAUUAGAAAACGGAGACUUGUUCAAAAUCGACGACGAAGUGACCCAAGUGCCAAAAUUCGUGGAGUCCGACGACUGCAUCAUACAAGUGUCGACGGGUUCAAAGCUGCCUGUAGCUCUCACAAGAAAUGGGAAUUUAUAUACCAUUCCUAAUAAACUCGAAUUUAACAGCAGCCAGAUAAUUGAGGUGAAAACUGGACGAGAACACUGCCUUCUUUUGGAUAAAAAUGGUAAUGUAUUUUCGUUUGGUAGAGGGAGUCGUGGUCAACUCGGUCACGGAAGUUUGGAAGAUGAGCCGGAACCGAAACUCGUGGAGGCCCUGGGGGGUAUAAAAAUAAAAGCCGUUGACGCAGGAGGGUGGCAUUCUGUUGCUCUUAGUGGAGAGGGUGAUUUGUACGUUUGGGGGUGGAAUGGACAUGGUCAGUUGGGGUUAUCUGAUCGUGAAGACUCUGGGGAAGAUGUGGUGUCGGUGCUAGCGACUCCUCAAGUGCUUGAUUUGAGUUUCAACCUAGCCAAAGUUAGCUGUGGUAGUAAGCAUACUGUGGUUUUGAGUGAAGAUGGGAGACUGUAUGGCUGUGGCUGGAAUAAGUACAAUCAGCUUAAAGAAGGCAAUCGUGAGUGUAUUUACAAAAUGGUUUACCUGGAGAGUUUUUCCAAAGAAGAAGUUAACAGUUUGAAGUGUGGACCAUGGAACACUCUUGUGCUUUGUAAGGGAUGACUUCCUUCUUAUGUAUGUGAAAGGAAAAGAGGGAGUGAAAUAAAACAACCAUAAACAUUUUAAUGUAGUCCACAGUAUAAUAAAUACUGGUAUACUUCAGAAUUACAUUAUAAAUAUACAAUGUGUAUGGUAUUUU
This is a messenger RNA of Zophobas morio, 1089 nucleotides long. RefSeq names its product RCC1 domain-containing protein 1. NCBI's taxonomy places the organism in Eukaryota, Metazoa, Arthropoda, Insecta, Coleoptera, Tenebrionidae. The record is from RefSeq and is a predicted model, not a curated record. The coding region runs from base 3 to 953 and encodes 316 amino acids. The transcript is spliced from 3 exons.